Molecule: messenger RNA, 1481 nt
Organism: Eucalyptus grandis
Lineage: Eukaryota; Viridiplantae; Streptophyta; Magnoliopsida; Myrtales; Myrtaceae
Product: protein trichome birefringence-like 38
Cellular component (GO): Golgi apparatus
Molecular function (GO): O-acetyltransferase activity
Source: RefSeq, a predicted model, not a curated record
AAGAACCUCCCUAUAAAUCGACGCACACGGGAGGGCCGCUCUCCCUCUCUCUCUCACCUCAGCAGCAGGGACUCCAGCCGCAAUGGCCCUUCUUCGGUGCCCACCCAAUUCGCUCGCCAUAACCGCGCUCCACCUCACCAUCUUCUUCCUCUUCUUCCUCGUUCGUCCGCAACGAGCAAGCUCGGAGCAGCAGCUAUGGAACACCACCGCCGCCCUGAGAGGCCGGAAGCAAACCGGCGGGUGCAAUCUGUUCCAGGGCAAUUGGGUGGUGGACGCCUCCUACCCUUUCUACGAAUCCUCGUCGUGUCCCUUCAUCGACCCGGAGUUCGACUGCCAGAAAUACGGCCGGCCCGACACCCAAUACCUCAAGUACGCCUGGAGGCCCGACUCCUGCGCCAUUCCCAGGUUUAAUGGAGGGGAGCUGCUGAGGUGGAGGGGGAAGAAGAUAAUGUUCGUGGGGGACUCGCUGAGCCUGAACAUGUGGGAAUCGCUGUCGUGUAUGAUCCAUGCGUCGGUGCCCGGCGCCAAGACCAGCUUCGCCAGGAAGGAAUCUCUCUCCGCGGUCACUUUCCCGGACUAUGGAGUGAGCAUUUUUCUGUAUCGCACGCCCUACUUGGUGGACAUAGUCCGAGAGAACAUUGGGCGAGUUCUCAAGCUCGAUUCCAUCGAGGCGGGAAAAUCGUGGCAAGGGAUGGACGUGUUGAUCUUCAACUCAUGGCACUGGUGGACCCACACCGGAAAAUCUCAGCCGUGGGACUAUAUACAAGAUGGGGGCAGAGUGGUUAAAGACAUGGACCGUCUAAGUGCUUAUUACAAGGGGCUGAGCACAUGGGCCAAAUGGGUUGAUCUCAAUGUUGAUUCUUCAAAGACCAAAGUCUUCUUCCAGGGAAUCUCUCCUACUCAUUAUCAGGGCAAGGACUGGCACUCACCAAAGAAGAACUGCAUGGGAGAGCAAUCACCCCUCUCUGGCUCGACAUAUCCAACCGGUGCUCCUCCAGCCACCUCUGUGGUGAACAAAGUAUUGAAUAGUAUGAAGACUCCGGUGUAUUUGCUGGACAUAACUACGCUGUCACAAUUGAGGAAGGACGCGCACCCCUCCACCUACAGCGGCGACCACUCCGGCACCGAUUGCAGUCACUGGUGCCUUCCUGGUCUGCCCGAUACCUGGAAUCAGCUCCUAUAUGCAGCUAUAGUGAUGUGAAAAUAUCGACAUUCAUCAUAGUUGUAUUUUCGAAAUCAUUGAUUGAAGGGCCAAAAAACAUGACCUCCAUUAGUGGAUGACAAUUGUUAAACAGAUCGACUGUAAAGUACACAACCCGUGGUGUAUACGUGCUCUACCUAAUCUGACGCAAUAUUUCCAUUGUGCAAACAGACAGUAUUUCAAGAAAGGUUAUGUUUUAGCAGAUUUCUUUUACAAUAGUUGUACACAGGAGGGGAAGCAAUAAAACAUGGUAAUACCCUAUUGGUUUUUAAGUUGUUUA